AUGGGGUCGCAGACGCUGCAGAUCCUCAGGCAGGGGGUGUGGGCCGCACUCAGCGGGGGCUGGUACUACGACCUGCACCAGGCCACCUUCGUGAACGCGCUGCACCUCUACCUGUGGCUCUUUCUGCUCUGCCUGCCCUUCACCCUGUACAUGGCCCUUCCUUCUUCCAUGAUUAUAGUAGCAGUUUAUUGUCCUGUGGUAGCUGCUGUUUUCAUUGUUCUGAAGAUGGUCAACUAUUGACUACACAGAGCACUGGAUGCUGGAGAAAUUGUAGAUAGGAGUGCAAAUGAGCUCACAGAUCAGCGAGCCAAAGCUGAACAAGGCAACUGUUCAACCAGGAGAAAAGAUAGCAAUGGACCUAGUGAUCCUGGUGGAGGGAUUGAAAUGUCUGAAUUCAUUCGGGAGGCCACACCUCCAGUUGGUUGCAGUUCACGAAAUUCUUAUGCUGGUCUAGAUCCAAGCAACCAGAUUGGAUCUGGUUCCUCUCGUCUUGGAACAGCAGCAACUAUUAAAGGAGACACAGACACUGCUAAGACAUCUGAUGAUAUCAGUUUAAGUCUGGGCCAGAGCUCUAGUCUUUGUAAGGAAGGAAGUGAAGAACAAGAUUUGGCAACUGAUAGGAAGCUCUUCCGUCUGGUCUCCAAUGAUUCCUUCAUCUCCAUUCAGCCUUCUUUGUCCUCUUGUGGACAGGACUUGCCAAGGGACUUCAGUGACAAAGUGAGUCUGCCAAGUCAUAGCCACCACCACCACAUCGAUCAGUCUCUGUCCAGCGCCUGUGACACAGAAGUAGCCUCUCUUGUACCUUUACAUUCACAUUCUCACAGGAAAGAUCACCGGCCGCGAGGUGUACCACGGACUUCCAGCUCUGCUGUGGCCUUUCCUGAUACUUCACUGAAUGACUUCCCUCUUUAUCAGCAAAGAUGUGGGUUAGAUCCAGUAAGUGAGUUAGAAUCUUCAAAACCUCAUUCUGGAUCCAAAGAAUCCUUGGUGGAAAAUACUUGUCUACCUGGGGAAUUCCAGCUUGCUGGUGAUCUGAAAAACAGUAAUUCUCAGCCACCCACAAAAAGUGGGAAGAGCAAAGCUCUAAAUGCAGACAAAAGCAUGGACAGCCUGAGGAGCCUGAGCACACGGAGUAGCGGGUCAACAGAGAGCUAUUGUAGCGGCACAGACCGUAAUACCAACAGUACUGUCAGCAGCUAUAAAAGUGAGCAGACUAGUUCCACUCACAUAGAAAGCAUCUUGUCAGAGCAUGAAGAGUCUCCUAAAGUGGGAAAGAAAAGUGCUAAGAAAAAAGAGUGCUGUGCUGACUCAGAGAAGAGUUGCUGUGCCAGUGACAAAAGGACUAACAGUGACAAGACUGCCCUGGAAGUGAGUACAAAUAGUGGGGCUCCUGAGGCCCAGGAUUCUCAGGCCUCUGAUGAGAUGCACAACCAGAGAGGGCUCAGCACCUCUGCAUCUGAAGAAGCCAAUAAAAACCCCCAUGCAAAUGAGCUUAUUGCACCAGAGGACCCAACCCCUGAGAAACCUGCUGAAAAUAAAGAAGAGCAGAAUGAGACGCCUGUCACUUUGGUGGAUUUAAAAGUUUGUAAAGAUACUGGUGGAAAGCAGAAGGAAGGGGAUGUACGACCCAAAUCCUCUAGCUUAAUCCACCGGACAGCCUCUGCCCACAAGUCAGGCAGGAGAAGGACAGGAAAGAAACGAGCCCGCAGUUUUGACUCUAGUCGACACAGGGACUAUGUUUCUUUUCGAGGUGUUUCUGGAACCAAACCACAUAGUGCUAUAUUUUGUCAUGAUGAGGAUUCUAGUGAUCAAAGUGACUUGAGUAGAGCAUCAAGUGUCCAUUCUGCUCAUCAGUUCAGCAGUGACAGCUCUUCUAGCACUACUUCUCAUUCGUGCCAAUCUCCUGAGGGCAGAUAUAGCGCUCUAAAGACCAAACACAUUCAUAAGGAAAGGGGUACAGACUCUGAACACUCACAUAGAGCUCAUCCUGGUCCUGAAGGAACUGGCAAAAAGAGGGCUACACGACGGACUUCCAGCACAAAUAGUGCCAAGACUCGUGCCCGAGUGUUGAGCUUGGACAGUGGCACAGUAGCAUGUUUGAAUGACUCAAAUAGGCUAAUGGCACCUGAAAGUAUAAAGCCCUUAACCACUUCAAAAUCAGAUCUUGAGGCCAAAGAGGGAGAGGUGCUGGAUGAGCUGUCUUUAUUGGGACGGGCUUCCCAGUUAGAAACAGUCACUCGAUCUAGGAAUAGUUUGCCAAGCCAGGUUGCAUUUCCUGAAGGGGACGAGCAAGAUGCAGUCAGUGGCCUUCAAGAUGGUCAGCAAGGCCAGCAGUCCACAGCCCAGGUCAAAGUCCAGUCCCGCCCCCCUUCCCAGGCUGCAGUGCUCAGUGCUAGUGCCUCAUUGCUGGUGAGAAAUGGGAGUGUCCACUUAGAAGCAUCACAUGACAAUGCAUCUGCUGUAGGCGGUAGCAGUUUGCAAGAUGAACUUGGUAUGCAGGCCUUAUGUAAUCUUGGUUAUACAAAACUUUAAUGCAGCAGAUAAUGGAUGAUGAUUGCACUUCUUUCUUGAGAUAGCUUCAUUUUGGAACUAUGCAUAAGAGCACCAUGUUUGCCCAGUGUGUAAGGAAAAUUUAAGUUUUUUGCUUUUUUGUUGUCUGUUUCUACUUCUUACUCUGUGUUUUAUUUUGAGCAUGUCCAUUAUUAGUAGGUAGUUAAUGUAUUAAUAAGUUUAUACUUUAGUAUUCUCUUGAAAAU
Molecule: messenger RNA, 2756 nt
Organism: Marmota monax (woodchuck)
Lineage: Eukaryota; Metazoa; Chordata; Mammalia; Rodentia; Sciuridae
Product: pecanex-like protein 1
Source: RefSeq, a predicted model, not a curated record